CUCCCACAGUUUCAUUCCGAUAAAGUGCAUCCAAGGAACCGGACAGAACUCGAUAAACAAAAAUGAAAGCUGUUGUCUUUGACGGUAAAAGCCUCACUCUAAAAUACGAUGAAAACUAUCCAAUGCCCACCAUUGUGAACGACACCGACGUCAUCGUUAAAGUUGAAUACUCUGGAGUUUGUGGAACCGACUUGCACAUCAUUCAGGGUGAAUUUCCAGCUUCAAAAGAACGUCCACUUCCUCUUGGUCAUGAAUUCAGCGGCGUGGUCCAUCAAGUGGGGAGACGGUCCAUAUUCAAAGUGGGCCAGAAAGUUGUCGUUGAUCCUAAUCGUGCGUGUAACCUUUGCAAUUUCUGUCGUGACGGUAAAUAUCAAUACUGCCUAACCGGCGGCAAAGAUACUAUAAUCGGUAUAUGGAGAGACGGUGGCUGGGCGCAGUAUGUACGGUGCCCUGAGGAUCAGGUAUUUGCGCUGCCUGAAGGAAUGACGACUGAGCAAGGUGGCCUCUGCGAGCCGUAUUCUUGUGUCACGCAUGGUUUUGAUCGUGCCUCCCCCCUCCCUGUCGGCACGAAGAUAUUGAUCAUCGGUGCUGGAAUUAUUGGUAAUCUCUGGAUAACGACUCUUCAUGUUCAAGGCCACAGAGAUGUAACCGUGUCCGAGAUGAACAAAUCAAGACUUGAUAUUGUCAAAGGUUUAAACACAGGCUACAGGCUGAUCACACCUGAUGUUCUGGGUGUUGAAAAACAUCUCUAUGACGUAAUUGUCGAUUGUACAGGGGUUGGUAAAGUUAUGGAAAUAAGUUUCAAAUAUCUGAAUUAUGGUGGUAAAUACAUCCUGUUCGGAUGUUGCCCCCCCACGCAUCAGGCUUCGUUAAACCCAUUCGACAUCUACAGCAAGGAGUUGACGUUGAUCGGCGUUAAGAUAAACCCGUUCAGCUUCCCAAAGGCCAUCGGUUUGUUGAAAGCUAUGGGGGAAAGGUAUCUCAACUAUGAAAAGUUGGGCAUAAAAACUUACCCUUUGUCGUCUUAUCAAGAUGCAUUAAACGAUUUGAAGACUGGGAAAAUAUCGAAGGCUGUUUUCAAAAUCGAGUGAUGAACGUACGUUUCGCGCAAUCUACGUUUUUUCGGUGGAGCUAAAUUCGAGUCAAAAAAUAUAAAAUAAUGCUAAGCAAUAAUUCGCGUAGAGCUGAAAAUUGGUACAGAUACGUUAACAAAUGGUAUAUCAAUAAUAUCGUCACCGACCCCUCGUCUGUAACAGCCUUUAAAUGGUCCAUUGUAGGGCUAAGUCCUCUAUUUUGAGGAGGAGGUUUGGAAUUUGAUUUUGCUUGCCUUGGUUUAAAUCCGAAAUCGUCAGUUAAGAUGCGAGCGUUAUAACCCUAGGCCUUCUCUGCUAUGUCUAAUGUUCUUUGCAUUUUUCUCGCAAACGGAUCCGUGAUGGUCCAUUGUGGACAAGACGUGGAUGAGAAUUUACAACGUAUUGGUACAGCGUGGUGAUGUAAGCUCCAAACAGGAGAAGAUUUGGAGUAGAGGCUUUUGUCCAACAGUGGGACGUUAACAGGCUGUUACUUCACUUUUACUUUCGUAAACGGUGUUUUAUUAAAAAAAUAAGUAAUAUAUCAUACAAUUAUCUAUAAAAAAUAUCCAUAUACUUCUAAGAACCACCACUACACGAGAUUUGUACCAAUUCUCAGCUCUAUGCGAAUCAUUGUAAACUUUAAUUACUAUAUUGACUAGACUAUAACAAUUAACACUAUAAAUAUUGUCUAUCGCUCUUAACAAAACAAUUUUCUUCGAGUAAUAAUAAUAAUAAUAAUAAUUAUUAUUUAUUUAUAAUAAAUACAAAACUGUAUACAUAUCUUUACAGGACAUGUUUGUCCUAAUUCGAUAUUACAGCACGUUUAUUAACUAUAUUUAAAAUAAGUCUCUACGUUAUGUAUGAUAUAGUCCAAGUGGUUAUAGUUGUGAGUUCACUCAGGCUACAACAAAACAUAUCCACCCUGUCGGCUUUCACAUUGAGGGUACGUAACGUGCGCGUCAGUGGCGCCUCCUUGAGCAACUUGGUUCGUCCGUUGGGAUAAUAAUCUAACAUGGGAUCUUCUCUUAGUCGUAAAUGAGAUUUAUUUGCUGUCCCGCUCGCACUGAUAACAACCAUUGCUGUUCUUAGAAACUGAUGAUACUUAGUGUGUGAUAAAGUGAGAAAGAAAGAUAUUACAAGUGUUUUAGGACCAAAUUACUUUUGACAAUCGAUUUUGUAAAUUACAAUACAAUUGUUGCCGAUGUUGGCCGAUGCACACUAUUCAUUCUGAAGUACCGAUUCUAAAAACUGUAUCUGCCAAUUGUGAUUAAUCUCACCGGUCAACUUAAAUCGCGUACGAUCUUUUAUUUAUUAUAAAAAUGUGUGUGAAUUUAUGAAUAAAAUAAAAAAUUAACGAAAUGU
Messenger RNA from Vanessa atalanta (red admiral), 2435 nucleotides. RefSeq names its product D-arabinitol dehydrogenase 1-like. Lineage: Eukaryota; Metazoa; Arthropoda; Insecta; Lepidoptera; Nymphalidae. The record is from RefSeq and is a predicted model, not a curated record. Gene Ontology annotation, molecular function: zinc ion binding; oxidoreductase activity. Bases 63 to 1091 code for a protein of 342 amino acids. The transcript has 10 exons.